Truncatella angustata is the source of this 858-nucleotide messenger RNA. Its product is annotated as 3' exoribonuclease family, domain 1-domain-containing protein. The transcript is spliced from 2 exons. The record is from RefSeq and is a predicted model, not a curated record. The coding region runs from base 1 to 858 and encodes 285 amino acids. Gene Ontology annotation, cellular component: nuclear exosome (RNase complex); nucleolus; cytoplasmic exosome (RNase complex). NCBI's taxonomy places the organism in Eukaryota, Fungi, Ascomycota, Sordariomycetes, Amphisphaeriales, Sporocadaceae. Gene Ontology annotation, biological process: U4 snRNA 3'-end processing; nuclear mRNA surveillance; rRNA catabolic process.
AUGGCCGACAGAAGGAGGAUAAAUGGCCCAGUCGGCAAUACGACGCCGCCUGUAUUCGAGAAGCCCCCAUCUCGCCCUAAAUCAAAGCCGUCAGAUUCCAUUCGCAAGAUAUUCCUGAAGACUGGCGUCACUCCCUCGGCUUCUGGGUCAGCUUAUCUUGAACUCGAGAGCCGCCCCGGUCCCAACAAGACAAGCAUAAAACUCUCAUGUACCGUUCACGGACCGCGAGCGCUUCCUCGAUCAGCACCUUUCUCUCCCCACAUCAUGCUCACAACACACGUCAAAUAUGCCCCUUUUGCAACGAGGACACGACGCGGUUACAUUCGCGACUCUAGCGAACGAGAUCUGGGAGUACAUCUAGAGACGGCACUGCGGGGUGCCAUCAUAGCGGAUCGAUGGCCUAAGAGUGGUGUGGACAUUAUUGUUACCAUCAUCGAAGGAGACCAGGAUCGCCAUGCUCCCCACAACCAGGACAGCGAUAAUUGGGAUAUGCUCAACGUCUUGGGUGCAUGUGUGACGGUGGCCUCGGCCGCAAUUGCGGAUGCAGGAAUCGAUUGCGUAGACACGGUGGCUGGUGGAGUUGCCGCUUUGGUCUCCAAGGACGAUGGCACACCACCCAGUAUCGUCGUGGAUCCCAUCGUGUCCGAGGACCAGAAAAUACUUGCAGGUUGUUGUGUAGCAUACCUGCCAACAAGAGACGAAAUUACAAACGUGUGGUUCAAGGGUCAACUACCGGGUGGAGAUAUCCUGGUCUACAACAAGAUGACGGAGAAGAGCUUGGUGGCAUGUCGAAGUGCAAACAGGGUCAUCGUUCAAGCCCUGAAUGAGACAGCAAAGAAAGGCCAGGAGGCCACUUGA